GAAUGUGAUCACUCUGCAGCUGAGGAUGCGUCAGAUUGCAUCACAUCCAGGAUCUGAUAGUCUGGGGGUGGUUCUUUAAAAAAAAAAAAAAUGAAAGAAACACGUUAAGUCAGAUCAGGAAGUGGAAUGGUGAUACAAAAGAGGAGGAAGCGUGCUCAGAAUGGCACUGUAUGCCUGCGCUUGAUAACAUGAGAGGCCCCCGGCUGGAGACCCCUGUGCUGUUUCUGCUGCUGCUGCUCAGCAGUCUGACUGGGACAGCAACGGGAGAUGACGGCGCAGACUCUACGCAAGAUGCAGGUGGGACGGACGCAGAAGUUGUUAAUUUUGAUAACAGCCCAGCUUCGGAAGAUGACACAGUUUCUCAGACAACAGCUGGGACAGAUGCAGAAGAGGAUAAUGGUAACACAGAAGCACCUUUGGAAGAUAACAGCACAGAUGCUCCAACGACACAAGGGACAGACACAGAAGAUUUUGCUUCGGAAGAUGAAGACACAGUUUCUCAGACAACAGCUGGGACAGAUGCAGAAGAAGAUAAUGUUAACACAGAAGCAUCAGAAGAUGACGGCACAGUUUCUCAGACAACAAAUGAGACAGACACAGAAAAAGAUAAUGGUAACAAAGAAGGUCCUGAUGUAGCUGCAAUAGCUCCAUCGAAUGGAGAGUCUUCAGCAGAUCAAGCAGAAGCCUCUCCCAUCCUGAUUGCUGUGAUUGUGUCGGUCGUAAUCAUUGGUGCAAUUGUUAGCGCUGUUUUCGUGAUGCGCCGCUGCAAAGAAAAAGCGCAGAACCAAGAGGACCAAGAUCUGGAGGGAUUCAGCACAAAGAAGGUGCCGAUGCCACUGUUUCAAGACGAUAUACCAUCUGUGCUGGAGCUGGAAAUAGAGGAACUGGAGCAGUGGAUGAAGAAACAUUGACCUUCCUAUCUCUGAUCACCCGUGGAUGACCCAAGCCUGUCCUCUGGAUCCCGAUCAGCCUCUGCCAUCCUGCCUGACGCCUCUGCAGUGUGUAAGCCAGCUCCCAUCACCGCCAAGUUGUUCCAGCUUGUUCUAGCAGCGGUUCCUCGCCUGGUUUCUGUUUGUAAUAAAACCUUUAAAUGUA
Messenger RNA from Fundulus heteroclitus (mummichog), 1095 nucleotides. RefSeq names its product lisH domain-containing protein C1711.05-like. The transcript has 10 exons. The coding region runs from base 171 to 911 and encodes 246 amino acids. Lineage: Eukaryota; Metazoa; Chordata; Actinopteri; Cyprinodontiformes; Fundulidae. The record is from RefSeq and is a predicted model, not a curated record.